AUGAAAGUGUUUUUAGGACUCACGAACAUCUCAGAUCCUUCAAGAAACUACGAGGAAUCCAGGAUCGUCACACACAUCGAAUGCAAUAAUCGAUCAGCUUGUCUUCUGAAGCUGUCAGGACCCGUGAACUUUACAGACUCCAUAUAUCCAGUCCACUUAGCCGCAGCAGGCAGCGCUUUACACUCUGGGUUGGAAAGCUGGGUCAUGAGUGGUGAGAAACAUUACCUUAUUCAUGUUGACUUACAUAAUCUGGUGAUACUGCAUGAUACAUCACUAUUUAUUCUGCUUUUCUUGUGUCCCUGUUUUUAUCUUGACUUUUAUUUCUUUCUGAUCAGGUUCACCUUCUGGAACCAGUGAAGAAGUACAGAUCGUCGGACACAGUGAAUGCAAAUGUGUGAAUCCUGGACUCGCAGAGAAUAUGAUCUGUGCUGGACCACAUGAGCACAUCAUGGGACAGGACGGACAGCUACAUCAAUGUCUGGUGACUACGAUACUUUGUGUUUUUACGCCUAGUCGCCCUUACCCUCUAAUCAAGAGAUGUUAGCAUCUGCUUAACUAAUCUUUGUUUGUCCAUUGUGUUUGAUUAACCCAACUGAUUUCAGCACCGUAACUCUCAUUCAUCUGGUUCAACAGGAUUACCCAGGGGGGGCACUGGUGACUCUUGUCAAUGUAACCUGGAUCCAGAUUGGCAUUGUACAUCCUGGUCAACUCUGCCCCCGGCAUAAAAACCUCAACUUCUACUUUCAAGUGUCUGCGCUUCAAGACUUCAUCAGCCUCGGAACCGGGAAUACCAAACUAGGUUUUGUUCACGUCCAUCCGAGAGGAGUUGACGCAGAUAACCCCUUUACAUGUCCAACAACUGAACUCCAAAGAACUACACUUAGGUCAACAACCAAUUUCAUCAGACUUCCUACAUCUCAUUGUACCCAAAAGUUUUCACCCGGGGAUGAUUGCAAGGAUGAUGAUGGUGAAACAUUUGACACUGGUGUCGAUCUAACACCCUCUUGCCUUUUCAUCUCACUCUGUGUUUUGGCUCCUUACUUAGCCUCUUUAAACUAACUAGCUACAGGUAAGUAAGAGGGUUAGCUUUUUAGUCCAAAUGCCUACUCAAUGAGUUUUGUGAUUUAUGUAGAGAACAGGCGAGGAAAGUCAUGGAUACGAAAUUUAACAUCCUUACCAUAAAUUCAUGUCAUUGUUGAAAGGUUGGAGGUGAGCCAAAGCACAGGCAUUCUUUGUUUCACAUUCAUCGGCCAUGACACAGCAUGAUGUUUGUUUCUGCAAAUCUAAUAAAUGCAUGGUAUGCACGGUAUAUCGUGUCUUUCCAGUUCAUUUUCUUUCAUCUUUAAACACUUUCAUGACUAUUAAUAGUCAUGAGUUGGCUGAUGGCCCAAGCUAACAAAACAUGGGAGACUGGCCAGGUACUCCCAGGUGCUGCAAAAACCACACCCACCAGUGGCCUGCAGGGAGACAAACAGAACUGGCAAAAGGGCAACAAACAUGCAAAUCAGGCCCUGUGCAAGUCACAGGGCUAUCACCCCCUUAAAAAAAUACAAAACCCUACAACUAGAGUCUACGCCCACGGGAAGGAUGAUCAAACCAAAGGUCAUGAACAAAGGUGUGCUUCAGUGCAUGGACAUGACAAGAGAGUGACCAAACAAGUUGCUCGGGCUUUCAGAAAAUCAGAAAAUGGCACUAUAAUAUUUGUGCAGUGACCUACUGACCUAAAAAGCACACAAGGCUCUUUUAGCAGUUGGUAACACAAUGGCUUUCACUUGUACCUGUAUAGGACAGACUGUACCCUGUAACCCGACCACGGUACAUCACUGUCAUAAGGUUAAUGGUGAGAAGUGCCUCAGCCAAACGGAUGUACAAAUUCCCACUCCAGAAGAGAGGACCUACAGCCAAAAUGAACAACCACAUCAUCCAAAUAGAUUCUACAACCCACCCUGUUUCACUUGGAAAAAGAGUCAAGUAGGAGGUGAACCACUUCCUAAAUUCCAAGCGAUCCCCUCAGUUGACAACUUUGGCUGGCCUCUUGGUCUGCUCUGUUUGGACAUGGCUGUCGGCAAGAGCGGUUGUUGCAUCCGGAUCACUAAUGUAUUGUACAAUAGUGUCAUUCGCUCAUGGUGGAUGCAGCAACUGGUCAAACUACAUUUUAGAACAGAAACUGAUCUCCUGAUCACACAAAAACACAUGGGGACUUAGGGCCAAGGUGGAGAACACCUAAGUCCCCCUUUACCUGUUUAAAGAUUUCUUAAUACACAAUACUAAAAUUUCUUACAGAUGACUGCCUUUUCAAAGUCUUUGCCCUAUCGACAGAUAAAAAAUGAGACAUACACAGGUAUCAACAGGUUUGGAAGGAUUCUUGUUGAGUGGCCGUGAUCCAGGGGUGUGUGCGACAGCAGGAGUUGUUGUGCUGGUGGAAGGUGCGGCACAACAAUUACAAGCAAGAGGUCUGUAAAAUGCCAUUGGUUCAUUCCUUGGGUUGGCAGUAAGUACAUAAAGAUGCGAAUUAUGCGAGGGUGGCACAGGUGGAAAAUGGCUCUCUACAAGUUCUUUUGCUGCGUUGCUGUCGUGAUCGCCCUCUCGCCUGACGGUAAGACAGAUGUUUUAUGUAGAGUUUAAGGAAGCUUGUGGGAUGGAGUGUAAAAUGUAAAAUCAUCUCAGUGUGUUCAUUUUGACAUGAUUUUUUGUGUUGUUUUCGUCAAGAUUUAGUCAGAGGAAAGAAAUGUAUUUUUCUGAGAUAUAAAACUUUCAAUGUAAAGAAAAGUCUCCUGUUAUCUUUGGUCAUCUUGGCUGAAAACAGGUUUUGAAAAAACUGUUGGUUUAUGCCAAAAACUGGUUUUUGAAAAGUGCAGUAAGUCACAUUUCACAGAAAUUUCCCUCUUCAGCUAAUGUUUGCUGGAUGAAUCUGGUUAUAAACCAGCUUAGAGGAGGAGAUGAAGUCUUAGAGGCAGGUGUCAUGUUUAGUUUUACUACCUUGUCAAAGAAUGCCACCAUAACGCAAGUGGUCUGAUUGGUCUGAUGCACAAAAAUAUCUAAACAUUAAAUUUAGGCAGUUGUUGUGUACUCAUGUCAGAGGAUUAUCUAAUAUCCUUGUAAUUUGAGUUCUUUUAGAUCUGUUAUCAGUUCACUAAUAGCUUGUUGUUUGGCUCCCUACAGGAGACUGUGAGCAGACUUCUUACCGACAGUCACCAGGUCGAAAUCAUCAAAUUUUGAUGACUGACCGAUAAAAAGUUUGUCAGCUACUUGAGACCUAAAUCUUGGAUUUUUUUUACAAAAACAUCCAAGCUUUUAGUCAUAUUUUAGCCUUUUUUUGCCCUUAAUGGUUUUAGUUCAGUUUUACUUGAUGGAAACUUAAAUCCUUUUAGUCUUAAGUUAAUCUAACAUCGGGACUUUCCUUUAUAAUGUUUUCUAUCUUCAAAGUGAGACUAUUGUUUUUAAGUUUUUCCCGUACCUCACUUGUCCAACUUGUCUUACAAAAUACCUGGUCCUUUGUUAUGGAUCCAUCAAAGGAGUUUGCCAGAACCUGUCAGAGAGCUCCUUUGGGCAUUUAUGAUUUCUAUGUUUCACAUUUAGUUCCAUCAUACAAACUGGUCCUGGAGAGAAGGAAGCCGGAAUGAAGAUUAGUUCCAGUCUGGUCUGAGGACUCAAUUUAGUGUUUUUAGGACUGCUUCAGCUGCACAGGUUGGGACUUGACUGAGAACGUCUGCACCGGUCUUAAUGAACUUACAGAGACUGCAUCAGCGUGUUCCACUUUUUAUGAGAACGUGACAAUUCCUCAGAAAUUAAUCACCCGUGAACACACCACAGAUUUCUAAAUCUGAGGAAGGAAGUGCGACCGUUUCACUCGCAUUUGCGACUAAAAAUAGAUAUAUGCAAAUUGUAAAAUGUAUUAAGGGGCACAUGUGCGUAUAAAAAAAAUUAGCUGAGGCAACAAAUGUUAGUCUGCGGUGAAGUUAGUUUUAGGUUGGAUAUCCAAUGGACAUUCACUGCGGAUCUACCGGUGUCCUCUCACUCUCCAUAACCGGGAAUAGCAACUGCAGCGUGGUUAGAUCUACUCGCUGUCAACAUCGGGUGUUGAAUAAGGGUCCAUCGAUAAAUUACCGGUUGAUGUUCUCAAAAAAGGCUUUUUUCCUUCAAUAGCUUCCAUAUCAUGUGACCAAAAGACCUAAAAUUGAUUUCAAAUAGUAGUAUUUAUGUCAACCAAUAAGACACACAUUAUUUGAUCAAUUUUCAUUGUGCCCCUUGCUUUUUAACUUAGGACCACACUUGCUCCUUGUGAAAAAAGUUAUAGUGUCAAGCCCUGAUAUCCUAGCCUGGCUGGGCCAUCCAGUUGCGCGAAUCACUUGCCGUUCCUUCCCACAACAGUCUGGACUUCGGCCAAUUGGGAGCGAGUAUUAGAAAUCAGAAAAUAACCGGGCCAAUCAGUGACUGUGUUUCCACUGUUCCCCGGACAACAGUGAAAGGCAGCCCCUGAUUGGUCCAUGUGUAGAUGGUGACGUUUAACACAUGCUGCAGGUCUUUUCAAAGCGCCGUUUAUUCUGAAUGCUGUUAAUUCUGAACGCUGUUAAUUCUGCAGUUGACUUUGCAAAGUCGGCAGAAAUCGUUUAUAUCUGCAGAAGAAGACGUAAAAGACAUUGUUUGCUCGCACACGUUGAAAUAUUACCAAACUUGAUGCUUGAGAGCCCAGCAGGGAACACAGUUGUGCACUGUGAUGACGUCAGAUGUUUGGUUACGGUGAUCAGUUACAGUAGUCUGUCUAUCAAGGAAAGUACUCCCGCCCACUUUUAGGGCUCCCAAUUGGCCGAAGUCCAGACUGUUGUGGGAAGGAACGGCCAGUGAUUCAUGCAACUGGAUGGCCCAGCCAGGCUACUGAUAUCCAUCAAGGAUAAGGAAAGGAUCCUUGACUCGCUGGUCACCACAACAUAAGCAGCUUGACUCUACUUUUCAGUGUAGUGUGUAUUUCUUGUUUUUAUUCUUUUUAUAAGGUUGUUCAAUGCUUGUAUCUUCUUACUGCUGGCUGCUACACAAAGUGCCCUUCACAGGGAUAAUGAAGUUGACCUGAAGUUAAAGCAUUUCUACUCAUGUCACUCUUUGUUUUUGUUUGUGAAGGUAAGUGCAAGUCAUCAUCUGCCUUAUUCUAACAUUCUUGUUUUAUCACUUUCCUUCAAGGGUUUUACUCAGCUGCGCAGGGUAAGAGUCCACCUGUCCAAGUUCCUCACAUUUCUGAUUUAUUUCUGUUUCGUUAAUGAGAUCUAAAAUGUUAGCAACGAGAACUGUCAGGAUAUUCUCAAUGUUCAAAAUCGUCUCCCUUCAGACUGCGGCAGAGUGAGCGAAGGGCAGGAUCUUUCAGAAAGUUUGCCUUGGGAGGCCAGAAUACUGAUAGGCAGUAGUGUUUGUUAUGGCUCCCUUAUCAACACAGAGUGGGUACUGACAACGCCUGCUUGUGGAAGAGGGUGAGAGAUUCUUGAAAUAAUUUUCUCUUAAACUAUUUGUUUCUAUGUUUGUCAUCUUCCAACAGGACAGCUACAAUGGGGAACCUCUUAGUACCUGGUAAUAACUUUGUCCAAAGUGUUCAGGUCACAGGUGGAUAGCCUGAACUUUGUGGAAGAGCAUCUUCUUUUUGAUAACAUUUCAAAAUGGUGAACAGUAUGAACAACAUUUCCACCUUUAGCUUGUUUGGGGAACUUUAAUUCUUUGAUUUAGAAGUGGUGACUUGUAGGAAACCCAUGUUUUUAUUCAGUUCUAUCGAGCGUUAACCUGCAACCUAAUGUUCUGUGUUGUCUAUCGGAUUUUAUUGGGAAGUUUUUGGAACCUUGACAAAUGUAAUGGACUGUAUUGACCUCUUUCUCCAGUCUUUUGAGCUCUAGAAACAUCUCGUCAACCACAUACUGCAUUCAUCCAGUGUCAUUACAGCUUUAUUAAAUGCCAUCAGUAUUGACUUCACUGCUUGUCAUUAACCUGAUUAACCUUUUUUUCUGAGGCUAACAAGAUAAACAUAGAUGUCUUUAUGUUUUUCGAUUUUUCAGUGUUGGUGACUCAAGUGUCGUGUUUUUGAAAAACUUUCAAUAUCGUGUCAAAUCCAAUACAUGCGGUUCCACCGAUGGACCUGUAUGUGCUCUGGAGCUGUCUCCACCUGUAAUUCUUUUCGGCCCCAUACCUCCCAUCUGCGUAGCUGCAGAAGGCAGCACUUACUCCAUAGGCAUGGAGACCUUUGUCCCUCACGGUGAGAUCUCGUUCUGAUAAUAACGCAUGAACACAAUAAUCACAGUCCAAAUCUUGAUUUUCUCUUGUUUUCUGAACAGGUGUCGAAACUGGUAAUGUAAAAAUACAGGUUGCUGGAAAUGAUGAGUGCAGAUCCUCAGGUGUUCGUAUCUCAGAGGAGGAGAUCUGUGCUGGACCCAAAGAGAGGAAUAUGAGCGAGGCGGAGCAAUGUCGGGUAAUAAAAAGUUCUAUUUGUGAUUUCCUGUGUAGUGUUUUUCUUAGUAUCAAGUAACGUGCAAACAAGCUGAUGCUCAUCUUUAUGUAGCUUUAAAGCUAACAUCAGUCCAGGAGGCUAUUCACCCUCUUCAGUUGCACAUUCUUUUGCACAGUGCACCACAUAGAAGUAAAUUUAUAACCACGGUUAUGAUGAGCAGGCCCUCUGGAAUGUGAUCCAGCAGAGGGCAGCCUAAUACAGUAGUAUGCUGCAUUAUUAUCAAUUUGGAUGGCUCAUUACAGCUGGAAUGUGAGAGAGAACUCACUUGAGGGUCACUGACUAUGUGGGCAAAUGGGACAACUGUGUAAAACUGAAAAAAAAAACAAAAAAAACGAUGAUUUCUUCAGUAUAAUACAUCGUCAAAACUUAAGAGAAUCAGGGGAAACAGGAGUAGAAGUUUUUUGGGGGUUUUUUCUGUGAAGUUCUCCCAUUUAUAGAUUUCCACUGUCAGCUCAUAAACUGUUAUUACUUUCUGUCCACAGGAUAACUCAGGGCAUUCACUGUCAACCCGCGUCAAUUCAACCUGGGUCCUGAUUGGCAUUGUGCAACCUGAUCUAGGAAGCUCGUGUCCCCGGGACAAAGUCCUUGCCUCAUACUCAGAUGUAUCCAAGGUCCAAGAAUCAAUCAGGAAUCAAGUUGAAGGACCAAUCGGUUUUGUUACAGUCCAACCAACAACCAUCCCAGACAAAACCAUCACCACCAUCCCACCAACAACCGCUACACCUGAACUCAUCACCACCUUCCCAUCAACAACAACCUUUGCAUCUGAUGACUUUGACGACCUUUUCUCACCAACAGCCAUCCCACCUGAAGCUAUCACCACCAUCCCACCAACAGCCAUCCCACCUGAACCUAUCACCACCAUCCCACCAAUAGUCAUCCCACCUGAACCUAUCACCACCAUCCCACCAACAACAACAACCUUUGCAUCUGAUGACUUUGACGACCUUUUCUCACCAACAGCCAUCCCACCUGAACCUAUCACCACCACCCCACCACCAACAACAACAACAACAACCCAAACAACCCCUAUAUAUGAUCCCUAUUACAUCAUUUACGGUCCCACCGUCGCUCAGACAACAGCAACAUAUGCAUAUGAUUACUAUAGCGACCUUUACCCAGAUAUACCCAUUAUACCUGAAGUCACCACGACAACACAUGGACAUGAUGACUAUAGCGACUUUUACCCAUACGAAACCACUACAACAGAACCCACCGCCAUCGCACCAACAACCAUUGCACCCACCAAGCCAGAAGAUGUCUUUGAUGAUGCUGUUGCUGUGAGACACAGUUACCCCUUAAUCUUUCUUGCUGUUCUGUCUUUUUUAAUUUGAUAACACUAAAAUGGUGAUCUGCAAAUUAUUGAGCUCUACAGCCGAAGCGUCCAGCUCGCUGGUUGUUAUCUGGCUUUUUUAAACGGUAGAACAGGGUUGUAUAAUCAAAAUACUAUAUCUCUUGGAUGCUAAGUGUACAAAACCAACAGCAUAUACAUUGGGGUUUUUUUAACACGCUGAUCUUGAAGGGUACUGUAAUUUCACAUCUUGUUGGACUUCAGAAUCUUUCCUUCAAUUUGGUGGAAGGUUUUAACAUGUUUUACUUGGAAAAGUCACAGAUGUGUCAUGGCUUUUUAAUGGCCUUUCUGGAGUUUGGGAGCAAUAUUUUUUUUCUCUUACCAUGUUAGUGUGGUCAUGUGGGAUAAGGACCAAUUUCAGGUUUACACAAGAGUAGACCCACUUUACAUUCCUUGCAUCAGUGAAUGCCAAACAGCCAGGUAAAAGCAAAAAACUGGAAGCAAGCUAUCUUGGUUCGGGCCAUGUGGUAGCAAGCAGGCACAGACAAAGGAAAAGGAGAUCUCCUGCCACAGGUGCCUUAAAUAGGGGGUAGAGAAAAGGGGGAGGAGUCUACCUGCUUUCGGAGAGGCUACAUAGCUUGCAGCUUCUGCCUCCAAAUCCUACCUGCUACAUUAGGAUGAUAUCUGUAAAUCUUUAUCAGAUUGAAAGCAAGGGUCAUGAUUUACUGUGCAUACACAAAAGCAUUUACUUUCUGUGUCCUCACAACUUACUGUAACUAUCAAUAAUGUCCAUACUAUCAAUAAAGUAUAUACACAAUUGUUGGUUUCCUGUGCAUAUUUUUCUACUCUAAAAAGUAAUGCAACAAAGUCUAAUUUUUCAGGAACUUAUGAAACAAAUGUUUGUCUAAAUUCACAAGAGAAGGUGCCAGGGAAAUAAUAUACAGUACGUUGAAAUGUAAGGGAAAUAAACUCUAUAGUCAGCCUGUUACAACCAUGGACUGUGUUGCGAUAGAAGCUCUAGCCAUCAUUAAAUUUGGGGGCUUUUUGGUCCCGUACGGAUGAGCGCAAUGAGGUCCUCUUUGAAUCAGUAUUUUGUGUCAGUUUGUGUAUGUCUUGGUAGGUGGCCAGGUAAUAAUCGGGAUAAUGUCAAAUUCAUACUAUCAGAGUUUUUCCCACCCUAAAAUGAAAUAUCUGUCAGCACUUAUUGUUCCAAAAGUCCAUCCUAUUUUGGGUUAUUUUUGUUCCCUGAGAUGUGUCUGUUUAAAGCAAGUUUUAAAAAAUAAAAAUAAACAAUUAAAAAUAAAGAUAGAUUUGACCGUCAAAACUGAGCAAAAAGAGAUUUUGUGUCAGAAGAUAUUAUGAGACAUGUAAAAGACAAGAAAAGCAAAGUCUGCUCGGUCUGCAGAGGGCAGGGAGUUUUAGCUAUUUAAAUAAUUUUUGGAUUCCACAUAAUUAAUUAAGUUGCAUUUUCCUUUAAAUUAUCUCUUCAAAUGAUAAGCUUACGUUCGGUCCACCUUCAGCAUAUUAAUGUCAUAUCUACGUAUUUUAUCGACGUAACCCUAACUCCUGAGGGAUGGGUGCAGAUCAGUAUUUAUCGUGGAUUUGCGUGACAACUACUUUUUGUAAAGUUGUAAAUUUAUUUUUGAAAGGCGUAACUUGGAACUGUGGUUAGUCUCUACUUCUACGGUGGGAUCACUUUUUCAACAUUUAUGACUUCAUUUGGACAUUUUUCUCCAAUUACGAAAACUCUAUUCAAAGGUUUUAGAAAUAACUGUAUUCUAGUAACAUUUCAACUUUUCUCUCAUCAUGCUACUUGCAUCUUAAUUCUUGUAAUAUCUAUGACUCAUGUUUGACUUUUUCUUGUAUUACAUUUACCUCAUUCUUUUAUAAUAUGGCACAAAUACAAAGCAGAUGAAGUAUUGCUUAAUAAGUGAGUUUAUGUUCUGUUUACUCAGAGUGGGAGUCGGUCUUUUGUGUCAGCAGGUGGCAGUGUCGAGCCAAUAUGGAGGGAGGAAAUGAAAGAAAACAAGAAAAACCUUGUCAUAGCGCAGUGUGAAGAAUAG
Molecule: messenger RNA, 9835 nt
Organism: Xyrichtys novacula (pearly razorfish)
Lineage: Eukaryota; Metazoa; Chordata; Actinopteri; Labriformes; Labridae
Source: the annotation of a GenBank genome assembly